Molecule: messenger RNA, 2559 nt
Organism: Rhododendron vialii
Lineage: Eukaryota; Viridiplantae; Streptophyta; Magnoliopsida; Ericales; Ericaceae
Product: probable methyltransferase PMT11
Exons: 9
Coding region: 160-2187 (675 amino acids)
Cellular component (GO): trans-Golgi network; endosome; cytoplasm
Molecular function (GO): methyltransferase activity
Source: RefSeq, a predicted model, not a curated record
AGCCCACAAAUACGUGCUAUCGAGGACUGGCCUCCUAUGCCAGCCGAGGGCCACAAACAUUUAUUUUGGAACCGGGGGUAUCAUUUUCGAUCGUGCAUGCCAAAAUCUUCUUCUUUCCUUGUUCCUUAGAUCAGAUCUGAGGCAGUAUCGAAUCGAAGAAUGAAAGCAUUCUUCUUCACCAAUAGAGAUUUCUUCAAAUCCUCCACCUUCAUAAGGAUCUCAGCUUUCCUCUUCAUAUCCCUCGCUUUCUUCUACUUCGGCAAGCACUGGUCGUCCGAUGGCUACCAACAGCUCAUCUUCUUCAACUCCCGCCAAAACCCUCUCCCCUCAUCCCAAACCCAAACCCAAACCACCCCCACUGUCUCUCUCUCCCCAAACCACAACAAAUCCUUCGACAUCUCCUCCCUCAUCACCGACACCACUACCCAAACCGUAGCUUCAAUUCCACCGCCGUCGGAUCCCGAACCGCUUCCCACGCCUCCGCCUCCGCCACCGGUGGUGCAGAGGUUUGGGAUAGUGGACGAGAACGGGACGAUGAGGGACGAUUUCGAAGUCGGGGACUUUGACCCCGGCAUUGCGGAGGAUUGGGGGAGUGAGAACAAGACGGAAGCGGUGGAGGAGAGUAGGACGGUGGUUAAGAAGUUUGGGCGGUGUACGGAGAGCAUGAGGGAGUAUAUACCGUGUUUGGACAAUGUGGAGGCGAUACGGGGGUUGGAGUCGACGGAGAAAGGCGAGAGGUUCGAGCGGCAUUGUCCGGAUAAAGGGAAGGGGUUGGACUGCUUGGUUCCGGCUCCUAAGGGUUAUAGAACCCCGAUCCCCUGGCCGAGAAGUCGUGAUGAGGUAUGGUUCAGGAAUGUUCCCCAUGCACGUCUAGUUGAAGACAAGGGGGGUCAAAAUUGGAUUUCCAAAGUUAAAGACAAAUUCAAGUUUCCCGGAGGUGGUACACAGUUCAUACAUGGGGCAGAUCAAUAUUUGGAUCAGAUUUCGAAGAUGGUUCCUGAUAUAGCUUUUGGUCAGCAUACUCGAGUUGCCAUGGAUGUUGGUUGCGGUGUCGCGAGUUUUGGUGCGUAUCUAUUAUCACGGAAUGUGCUCACAAUGUCUGCAGCUCCGAAAGAUGUGCAUGAGAAUCAGGUUCAAUUCGCACUUGAGCGUGGAGUACCUGCAAUGGUGGCAGCUUUAGCAACGCGGCGGUUAUUGUAUCCGAGUCAGGCUUUUGACUUGAUACAUUGUUCUAGAUGUAGAAUUAACUGGACUCGUGAUGAUGGAAUCUUGCUGCUUGAGGUCAACAGGGUACUAAGGGCAGGAGGAUACUUUGCUUGGGCGGCACAACCUGUUUAUAAGCAUGAACCCCUCUUAGAAGAGCAAUGGGAAGAAAUGGUUAACCUUACCAGUCGCCUUUGUUGGAAUCUUGUGAAGAAGGAGGGUUAUAUUGCAAUUUGGCAGAAGCCCUCUAACAACAGUUGCUAUUUAAGUCGCGAGGCAGGAGCCCAACCUCCGCUGUGUGACUCAGAGGAUGACCCGGACAAUGUUUGGUAUGUUGAUUUGAAGGCAUGUAUCUUUCGACUACCUGAUGAUGGGGCCGGAUCAAAUGUUACCACAUGGCCUGCACGACUUCAUAAUCCUCCUGACAGACUCCAGAGCAUACAAAUGGAUGCCUACAUAUCAAGAAGAGAGCUCUUCAGGGCCGAAUCAAAAUACUGGAGUGAAAUAAUUGCAAGUUACGUUCGUGUAUUACAUUGGAAAAGCUACAAGCUUAGAAAUGUGCUGGACAUGAGAGCCAGUUUUGGAGGAUUUGCAGCGGCAUUGAUAGAACAUCAACUUGAUUGCUGGGUUCUAAAUGUUGUUCCUGUUAGUGGCCCAAACACAUUACCUGUUAUCUACGAUCGGGGGCUUCUAGGAGUUCUGCAUGACUGGUGUGAGCCAUUUGACACAUACCCAAGAACCUAUGAUUUAUUGCAUGCGGCUGGCCUCUUCUCUAUUGAGCGAAAAAGAUGUAAUGUCUCUAGCAUCAUGCUUGAAAUGGACCGGAUUCUAAGACCAGGUGGACGCGUAUACAUCCGUGAUUCUGUUGGUGUAAUGGAUGAACUUCAAGAAAUUGGGAAGGCCAUGGGUUGGCAUGUUGCGUUGAGGGACACUUCUGAGGGGCCCCACGCAAGUUAUAGGAUCCUGACAUGUGAUAAACACUAAUUACGGGCUUGAAGUAAUAGGAUGUGAAUCUAAUUCAAUUGUCAUCUCUUGUGAAAAUGGAGAUCAGAAAUUCUUAACCGAUAUUGACAUGGCACUUGGAUGUGUUAGAGAUUGUGGAGAGGAAGCUCUUCGGGAUCAGGCAACUCUGCUGCUGCAGUGGAUGUGACAAUUGCUUCAACAUAUCAACAAUAAUGUGGCUGACUCAUGUAUAAUGUGUGCAGAAUUUUGAAGUUCUAGCAUUUUAUAGUCUCUUUUCACCCAAACUGACCGGAAAAUAUAGGCAGAUGUUAAGGGAUUCUUCUUUCAUUUUUGUGCUUGUAUUCUUAAACCAUUCUUUUAAUACUAACAAGAUUGAAACGCUGUUUAGCUUUA